CCGCCGAAGCCCCCUGCGGCGCCGCUCAGCAACGCGGACUUCAUCGUGGAGCACAUCUUGAAGAAGUGCGCUUCGGAGGAGUCUUCGAAGAAAUUCUUCGAUUGGCUGCGGUCUGAUCAAGGCAAACGCAUCAAAGGACGAGUCCUCACAGCGGCGGACGUGGACGAGGCGCUCGUGAAAUGCCGCCAGGUCUGGGCGGAGCGGGGUAAGGCCGACUCCAGCUCGAGCAACUCGAGCAGCUCUGACUCGGAGGACGAGCGCAAGCCGACGCCCAAGAGGCAGAGGCCCGCGGCGGAGCCCGGGGCGGACGGGCAGAGGCCCGGCGUGCCCGAGGCCGUGCCCCAGGAGGCCGCCACAGACGGCGCCGAGGCCGCCAGGGACGACGGUGCCAGCAACGUCGACUUCCUUGUGGAGGAG
Prorocentrum cordatum is the source of this 417-nucleotide messenger RNA. The record is from the annotation of a GenBank genome assembly. NCBI's taxonomy places the organism in Eukaryota, Dinophyceae, Prorocentrales, Prorocentraceae.